Messenger RNA from Penicillium canescens, 417 nucleotides. RefSeq lists its product as uncharacterized. The record is from RefSeq and is a predicted model, not a curated record. The transcript has a single exon. Bases 1 to 417 code for a protein of 138 amino acids. Lineage: Eukaryota; Fungi; Ascomycota; Eurotiomycetes; Eurotiales; Aspergillaceae.
AUGACAAAGUGGAAGCAUCUUCUUCAUAAUAUUCCCGCAGAUUUCCCCGAAGGCAAGGCUGUCUUUAUGCUUAACCUUCUCCAGUUCUACGACCAAGCACAGUACCCCAAAGGAAGCAAACACUCCUCAUGCAGCGGCCAGGAAGCCUGGGUUGUGAGAUACGUGACAGAAUUCCGAAGGCUCGCAACCGAGGCCGGCGGCUUCGAAUUGGCCUACCUUGGCUUACCCGCCUCAAAAAUUGUUGGUGAAGACAGUGAAAACUGGGACGCGGUCGUGUUGGUCAAAUAUCCGAACAUUGAGACCUUCCGCAAGACGCUCGGCAGCGACGACUACGCAGCAACCGCGGCCGAACAUCGUGACGCCGCGCUACAGGACUGGAAAUUGAUUGCCUCGACCCAAGUCAUCAUUCAAGAUUAA